Molecule: messenger RNA, 3968 nt
Organism: Anolis carolinensis (green anole)
Lineage: Eukaryota; Metazoa; Chordata; Lepidosauria; Squamata; Anolidae
Product: oocyte zinc finger protein XlCOF6
Exons: 5
Coding region: 171-2465 (764 amino acids)
Biological process (GO): regulation of DNA-templated transcription
Source: RefSeq, a predicted model, not a curated record
AAGUUUUUGGGGAGAGAAAGGAGGAGUGUCUUCCGAAGGAGUCCGGAAGAGAAGCUGAGCCUACAAAGCGAGAAAGGCUGGGGAAGAAACGGGGGGCUGCUCUUCUCUUCCCUUUGCUUCCCUCCAGGUCUUGGGAUUUAUUCCAUAACGUACAACGAAGGACAACCAAGAUGGAAACUGCUUUGGAUCAUGAAGUGAAGAUGGAGGAGCCAAAGCAGACCAGCCCUGAAGGGGAAAGAGAGCCCAAUGAAAUGUGGGGCAGGAGAAGGUUUGGGGUCCCAGGCAGACUGGGUCCGGAUGCCCUGGAGGAGGAGACCUUCAGCACAGAUCGUCAGUGCCAAAGCUUCUGGCAUUUCCGCUAUGAGGAAGCCUUGGGGCCCCGAGAGGUUUGCAGCCACCUCCACUCUCUCUGCCGCCUGUGGCUGAAGCCUGAGGAACAUACAAAGGCGGAGAUGGUGGACCUGGUGCUCCUGGAGCAGUUCCUGGCCGUCCUUCCUGCGGAGAUGGAGCGCUGGGUGAGGGAAUGUGGGGCAGAGACCAGUUCCCAGGCCGUGGCUUUGGCUGAAGGAUUCCUCCUGAGUCGGGAAGAAGAGGAGAAGAGAAAAGAGGACCUUCAGGCCCAGGACGUCCCACUGGAGACCAGCAAAACGUUCUCUUCUGGGUGGAUUGGACUAGAAGACAACACAGAAAAGGAGCCAAGGAUGCUGGAAAGAUGUAAUAACUUAUCUCUUUGUGAAGCAAGUGAAAUAGCCUCAGUGGAACAAGAUCAGGUGAUGUUUGAGGAUGUGGCUGUACAUUUCAGUGUGGAAGAAUGGGCCUUAUUGGAUCCGGAUCAACGGGCCCUGCACUGGGAGGUCAUCGAAAAAAAUUAUAGGAUGGUGGCUUCUCUGGGUGGUGAUGGACAAGGGAGUGAAAGUGGUGGAGCACCAAGUAAUGUGUGGCUGAAAACAGCGAGGUGUAAAGAUGGGGGCAAAGGAAGACUAGAAAUGGAAGCAGAAGGAUAUAAAAGGAACACAAUCCCGGAAAACACAAUCCCGGAAACAAUCGAUGAAAGCAGGGAGAUCGGGAACAGCCUUGUCUAUGAGAAUGGCUUCUUCCACGAGGCAUCAUACUUGAAUGAUGAUAUCACAAACGAAACAGAGAAAGGACAACCUGAGUGUCAUCAGUUGGAAGAAAGCUUUGGAUCUAGUACACACCUUACACACAAUGAAAAAUCCCAAAUUGUGGACAAGCCAUAUAAAUGCCUGGAUUGUGGGAAACGCUUCCAUCGGAAAAAAAACCUGCGUCGGCACCAAGACACCCACAUGGAAGAGAAACCCUACAAAUGCCCGGAGUGUGGGAAACGCUUCCAUCAGAGAAGAAACCUCCGUAGACACACGUUCACCCACAUGGAAGAGAAACCAUAUAAGUGCCUGGAGUGUGGCAAAGGCUUUGCGGACAAGAUGAAUUUCAUUGCGCAUGAAAUGAACCACAGGGGAGACAAGCCGUAUCAAUGCGUGGAGUGCGGGAAGAGCUUCAGCAGCAAAUUUGUCCUCAAAAGACACCUGAAUAGUCACACGGAAGAGAACCCGUACACAUGCCCCGAGUGUGGGAAGGCUUUCCGUUGGAAAGCAAGUCUCAAGGCGCACGAAAAAAAGCACAUGGGAGAGAAGCCGUAUAAGUGCCCCGAGUGCGGGAAAUGCUUCCAUCGGAACGGAGACCUCAACAGACACCGUUGGACCCACACAGGAGAGAAGCCGUACAGAUGCCUGGAGUGUGGGAAAGGGUUUUGCCAAAAGGGAAAACUCCAGAGACACCAACACACCCACACGGGAGAGAAACCCUACACAUGCCUGGAGUGUGGGAAAGGCUUUGCUGACAGGAGAAGUCUCAAUGGGCAUGAGAUGAAUCACAGAGGAAAUAAACCAUAUAAAUGCCUGGAAUGUGGGAAGAGUUAUAUCCAGAAAGGCAGCCUCAAAAUUCAUCAGAAGAGCCAUACGGGAGAGUUCGGGAAAUGCCAGUUGGUCCUCAAAAACCACCAGGACGGUCAUGUAGAAUUGAAACCUCACACAUGUCUGGAGUGUGGAAAGAGUUUCUCAUGGAGAUCGAGUCUCAGGAUACACCAAAAUACCCACACAGGGGAGAAGACGUAUAAAUGCCUGGAGUGUGGGGAGAGCUUCUGUCGUAGCGCACACCUCAGCAGGCACAAAAAAACCCACAUGGGAGAGAAACCCUAUAAAUGCCUCGAGUGUGGAAAAGGCUUUGUUGAAAAGAGAAAUCUCAUUGGACAUGAAAUGAACCACAGAGGAGAGAAGCCCUAUCAAUGCCUGGAGUGUGGGAAGAGUUACAUCGUUAAAUCUGGUCUCAGAAAUCACCAGAAGAGUAAAAAAGGAGAGUGUGGAAAGAGUUUUGCUGCAAACCAGUCCUCAAAAAUGUCAGGAAUACACAUAGAAGAGAAAUCACACACAUCCUGGGCCGGGCUUUAGUACUGAUGGUUAAUCACCAGCUGCAGCAGAACUAUCUGUGGCGCAGCUGGCUAGUAACCAGCUGCUAUAAAUCACUACUGACCGAGAGGUCAUGAGUUCGAAGCCCGGGUCGGGUUAAGCCUCCGACCAUAAAAAAAAAAAAAAUAGCCCCGGCUUGCUGUUGACCUAGCAGCCCUGAAAGACAGUUGCAUCUGUCAAGUAGGGAAAAUUUAGGUACGCUUUAUGCGGGAGGCUAAUUUAACUAAUCUACAACACCAUAAAACUGCUCACAAGGAAAAGAAGAGGAAGAACAGCCACCAAUGGACGGUGAAGCAACAGCUCCCCCUGUGGCCGGAACCGUGAAGCUGGAAAGAUGUUAAAAAUGCCUCUGUGUCUGUCUAAAACUGAAUGUUGUUUGUCUGUUGGCAUUGAAUGUUUGCCAUAUAUGUGUUCAUUGUAAUCCGCCCUGAGUCCCCUUCGGGGUGAGAAGGGCGGAAUAUAAAUACUACAAAUAAAUAAAUAAAUACUAAUCAGAGGGUUGGCUGUUUGAAGCCUGGGUCGGGGUAAGCACCCGACCUUCAGCCCAGCUCACUGUCCACCUAAGCAGUUCGAAAACAAUCUGUGAGUAGAUAAGAUUAGGUACUACUUAAGAGGGGAGGCAUUUUAUGGCACCAUAAAAAUGAAAUACAGUAGAGUCUCACUUAUCCAAGCUAAACGGGCCGGCAGAACCUUGGAUAAGCAAAUAUCUUGGAUUAUAUGAUUGGGGCCGGGCUGUGGCGCAGGCUGUUGAGCAACCAGCUGCAGCCAGUUGCAACAAAUCACUCUGACCAAGAGGUCAUGAGUUCGAGGCCAGCUCAGAGCCCUGCGUUUGUCUUGUCUUUGUUCUAUGUUAAGGCAUUGAAUGUUUGCCUUAUAUGUGUAAUGUGAUCCGCCCUGAGUCCCCUUCGGUGUGAGAAGGGCGGAAUAUAAAUACGGUAAAUAAAUAAAUAAAUAAGGAGGGAUUAAGGAAAAGCCUAUUAAACAUCAAAUUAGGUUAUGGUUUUACAAAUUAAGCACAUCAUGUUAUACAACAAAUUUGACAGAAAAAGUAGUUCAAUACGCAGGAAUGUUAUGCUGUAAUUACUGUAUUUACGAAUUUAGCACCAAAAUAUCGCGAUAUAUUGAAAACAUGGUCUACAAAAAUGCCUUGGAUAAUCCAGGACCUAGGAUAAGCGAGUCUUGGAUAAGUGAGACUCUACUGUACCAGAGAAUGCCGGCGACCAAAGAAAGGAGGAAGUCUGUGAUCUGGGCUCUUCGAAAUGGAGGAUGGAGCAACAGAACCACCUGUGGCCGGAAUCGAGCACAAGCUCCAGAACGUCGAAGAUGAGAAAAUGCCUAUAUUUAUACCUCUAUCUAUUGUCUGUUCUCUCUGUAUAAUAGCAUUGAAUGUUUGCCAUAUAUGUGUUCUGUAAUUUGCUUUGUGUCCCCUUCAGGGUGAGAAGGGCGGAAUAUAAAUACUGUAAAUAAAAGAGAUACUUUUGGAAA